AUGAGUGACAAGUCUGGGCCAUCCGGCCGCCUCCACGUUCAGCCGCACGGCGCGCACUUCGACAAGGUCGGGCAUGUGGUUGACGACCUCGAAGACGAACACGACUAUGAGGCCCUGCCCCUCGGCUAUGGGUGGGGCACCAACAUGCUGGCGGGUGCCAUGGCCGGCAUCAGCGAGCAUGCGGCCAUCUUCCCCGUCGACAGCAUCAAGACCCGCAUGCAGGUGCUGCAGCCGCUCCAGGAGAGCGUGCUGACGGCGCCGGCCGGCAGUAGCGGUGCUGCGGCGGCGCGGGCGCCUGUGACGACGUUUUCGCAGCACUUGCGCAGCGCACGCCUCGGCGAGGGUAUCAAGUCGCUUUGGCGCGGCGUCGGGUCCGUUGUGCUUGGCGCAGGUCCUGCUCACGCCGCCCAUUUUGGCAUGUACGAGUUUGUGCGUGAAAUCGCGGGCGGACACGGCGACGGAUGGCGGGGCGUCGCGGGGACGGCCGUCGCCGGCGCCAGUGCGACGAUCACGAGCGACGCGUUGAUGAACCCAUUUGACGUGAUCAAGCAGCGCAUGCAGAUCCAGAACUCACCACACCGCCGCGUCCUCGACUGCGCACGCACAGUGUACCGCAACGAAGGCUUGGCCGCCUUCUACGUUUCGUACCCCACAACGCUGACGAUGACGGUGCCCUUCACAGCGGUGCAGUUCAGCGCGUACGAGUGGCUCAAGAGCGUGCUAAACCCGUCCGGCGCCUAUUCGCCGAUCACACACGUCACGGCGGGCGGCAUCGCAGGCGGCCUGGCUGCCGCUGUCACCACUCCCCUCGAUGUUGCCAAGACGCUCUUACAGACGCGCGGCUCCAGCGACGACCCCCGGAUACGCAAUGCGCGCGGCAUGGGUGAGGCGCUGCGUAUCAUCGUGGAGCGUGACGGUUGGAAUGGUCUGCGCCGCGGCAUGCUGCCGCGCGUCUUGACGGUUGCACCGAGCACGGCAAUCUCGUGGCUCAGCUACGAGUUCUUCAAGGUCCUCAUCCGCCGCGGCGGGCACCUGCCAGAGACGGGCGUUGUCGCAUAA
Cutaneotrichosporon oleaginosum is the source of this 1059-nucleotide messenger RNA. RefSeq lists its product as uncharacterized. Gene Ontology annotation, molecular function: ferrous iron transmembrane transporter activity. NCBI's taxonomy places the organism in Eukaryota, Fungi, Basidiomycota, Tremellomycetes, Trichosporonales, Trichosporonaceae. The record is from RefSeq and is a predicted model, not a curated record. Gene Ontology annotation, cellular component: mitochondrial membrane. Gene Ontology annotation, biological process: iron import into the mitochondrion.